UUGGUUGCAUGUCGCCAUGCUUCGACAGUGCACAAGGCCUAUACCUCGGUGGCGGACUGUAUCUAACGUUCUAUAUGCUAGAUGUCGUACUACCGCGCCUUGUCAGCCGAUAUCUCCCGUAAGUGCGAGGACUGGAUGGGUCGGCUGUUUAUAUUCGACAGCGGCCGCUUCCCAAAGCCAGCCGACGACCGAUGGACACAUUGAGAUCCUUGGCCGCCUUCAUCCAACAGACUCGGCGACAAAUGUAUCACCAACCAUCGUAUCCAAAACCACACGACGACUCCAUCUGCAACGCAAUCAUCCCAUCAACAUUCUCAAACGCCGCAUUGAAAGCCAUUUUAGGGACUAUGCUGUCAUGGACUCAAUGGACCCAGUAGUAACAGUUCAUCAAAAUUUUGACUCUCUCCUCUUUACGCCCGACCAUCCGGGUCGUGCCGCCACCGAUACGUACUACGUCAAUACAAACACAGUCCUUCGCACUCAUACAAGUGCCCAUCAAUCCGAUGUACUAAAAACACGAAAGGCUGACGGGUACCUCCUUACAGCCGAUGUCUACAGAAGGGACGAGAUUGAUGUGAGCCAUUACCCAGUGUUUCAUCAAAUGGAGGGAAUCCGGACAUUUGACAAGAAAAAAAUUGAGGAGGAAGCGAAGGUGGAUUCAGAGACAAGCGCAAUACAAGGUGCUGUACUUUCAGAGUCAAAUCCUAUUCAGCCUGCACAUACUACUCGCGAGGCACAGUUGGUGGACCUGCAUUUACGGCAUUCGUUGGAGGGGAUGGUGAGGGAUUUAUUUAGAGAGGAGAAAGAUUUGCAGAUCAGGUGGAUUGAAGCGUACUUUCCCUUUACGAGUCCGAGCUGGGAGAUGGAAGUGUUUUAUAGAGGAAACUGGCUGGAACUGUUGGGUUGCGGUGUCAUGCAGCAAGAGAUUUUGGAUAAAUCAGGCAACUCUGACCGUAUUGGUUGGGCCUUUGGACUCGGUCUCGAACGUAUCGCCAUGGUCAUGUUCGACAUUCCCGAUAUUCGACUUUUCUGGUCAACCGAUGAUCGCUUCAUUUCCCAAUUCUCAUCGGGCCAAAUCGUCAAAUUCCAACCCUUUUCCAAAUACCCUGCGUGCUAUAAAGAUAUCUCGUUCUGGUGUUCGGAAACGUUUCAUGACAAUGAUUUUGCGGAAGUUGUUCGCGAUGUUGCUGGGGAUUUAGCGGAAAAUGUCGAGUUGAUUGAUCAAUUCCAACAUCCCAAAACUAAACGGACGAGCCGAUGUUUUCGGAUCAACUAUCGGUCCAUGGACAGGACAUUCACUAAUGAAGAGGUGGAUCGCAUACAAGACCAAGUCCGCCAGGUUACCAAGGAACGAUUGGGAGUGGAGUUGCGGUGAUGGAAACAUAGUGUGUGGGAAAAUAGAAAUGUCAGUGCCACGGAGCAUUGCAGCCAGUUGAAUUAACCACAUUUAUUGUGAACCUCACGAAGAUAAACCAAAAAACGGGUCCAAUACGUGCGGCAACGAAUGGAUUGAAUAUUCUGCAGUUGCUCCACCAUUGAAAAACAGGUCCAAUGCGCAGUUGUCAUAUUUCUAUAUAAACCCGCCUUCUCUGCCC
Spizellomyces punctatus DAOM BR117 is the source of this 1595-nucleotide messenger RNA. Its product is annotated as phenylalanine-tRNA ligase. Gene Ontology annotation, molecular function: tRNA binding; ATP binding; phenylalanine-tRNA ligase activity. The transcript is spliced from 5 exons. Lineage: Eukaryota; Fungi; Chytridiomycota; Chytridiomycetes; Spizellomycetales; Spizellomycetaceae. Gene Ontology annotation, cellular component: cytoplasm; mitochondrion. Gene Ontology annotation, biological process: phenylalanyl-tRNA aminoacylation. The record is from RefSeq and is a predicted model, not a curated record. Bases 17 to 1375 code for a protein of 452 amino acids.